Vicugna pacos (alpaca) is the source of this 7283-nucleotide messenger RNA. NCBI's taxonomy places the organism in Eukaryota, Metazoa, Chordata, Mammalia, Artiodactyla, Camelidae. The record is from RefSeq and is a predicted model, not a curated record.
GGCUGCAGCCGUGCGGACGGCAUUCUCUUAGUGCACGCCCUGCCCCCCCGCCCCCCCCGCUGGCAUCAGACCCCGAUUUGCACUGCUUCUCGGAGCUGGGACGCGGCCCCGUGGGACGGCCCUGCGCCUGUUCCUCCUGCGUGGUUUGCGCAGGUACCGCUCUUGAAGGGGGCGAAGCACCAGAAAUGGUUGUGCUGGGCGAGUCUGAUGCCUUUUGCAGGGAGAGGGCAGCUUUCCGGAAGCAUCACCCACACGUAUGGAGGCGCACUUUGGAGCCAAGCACCCUCGGGGGCCCUUCAGCAUGGAGACCCCAGGCACUGACCCUUCCUCCAGUGUGUGCCCAGGUCGUGACGCCUGCACUUGGGGACCCCCUCUGCGGUCUGAUCUUGGCAUCUUCUGAAGAACAGAGCCCCAGCUGCAUGUACACAGGCCUCUGGAGUUGGGUUCAGCUCCCCCUCCAGCCUAUAGAGCCAUCACCGUGCCUGGCAGCUGGGGCGUAUGGCUUCCUGGGGUGGGCAUACUCUGUCCCCCCAGUUGCUCAUCCUCGUUGGAUGGACUGUGCUGAGCUCUCAUGCCAGGUGCGGGGCCCCAGGGAAGGGAACUGCCUUCAUGCAGAGACCAAGCUGAGGUGCCCCAUGAAACGUGCACUGUGUCUCCUGAUGGAUUUCUCCCUGACUGGCCCUUUUCUAAAAUGAUAACCCCUCACUGCCCUCGCUUCAGUACAUUUGGCAGCUUUGGCCUUCCUUUGCUGCCCAGAAUCACAGAAGUGAUGAGCUCUGGGCAUGGCCCUAACCGGCACCGGGGCCUCCCAGGAGGCUCUGUGGGCACCCCCCCCCACCCCGGGCAGCCGCCCAGCCCUGUUAGCCAAGUCUCGUCAGAGGCACCGCAGCUCACCUCCCAGAUCCUUCCAGCAGGACCUGUAGUUGGUGGGGACGUCAUCCCAGUUCCUGCAUCUCUCGCGGGACUGAGCCUAAAAGCCUGUCACCUACCUCCCUCUCACAGCGUGGCUGUUCUCUUGUGCCAAGCAUGGCCGUCCCCAGUGGUGACAGCUGGCCUCAAAACCUUGAGGACAAUAAUGGGGGACAGCUGGGCGCUAGGCUAUACCUCCAUUUUAAAUAAAUCAAGAAAAAUGUCUUUCAUCUAGAGCUGAGGCCUGCUCUAAGGGACUGCCUCCAUCCGAGGCCCCUAGCAUUGUAAAGUGCACGCAGAUUGAAGACGACUGCUUCGGAUUAAAAACCAGUCUCAAAUCUGAAUGAUGUUCUGCGUCUAGUGUCUGGCCUACAUGUGGUUUCCACGAACAGUGACUAAAAUAACCCUGGGCUGUUGGCUGCGUUCACAUUGGCCUCUGUCUUGGGUGUCAGGCGGGGCUGCAGGGCCUGUGGGUGGGUCCGUCCGCCUGGCAGUGGCCUGGGUGGUGCCAGGCAGGACAGCAGCAGUGAAGGGCAACGGCUCGUCAUCUGCACAGCUGGUCAAGCAGAGGCCUCCCCCUCUGACCUAUGCUCAGCCGGCUUCUGGUUUCCGGUUCAGUAGGUGAGAUGCGGGGACAGUGGCGGUUCUGUGCGGAAACCCAGUGCCAGCUGCUCCCCUUCAUGGCAGAUGGUCAGCCAGCUCACAUGGGGAACUUCCGACUGGUGAACUCAACGUAGGUGAGGAUUCAGAACUGUUGACAUCAUUGUCCAAGGCCUAAAGGCAACCAGGGUUUUGAUAGAGCAUGUUCCAGUGGGGAACCCAAUGACCCAGGUUAGGGACUGGCUGCGCCCACAUGGGACUUAGUCUAGGGGUGGCAGGUGGCCCCGACGGGUCUUUGGAUGUUUGCAUGGCACCACCUUCACUGCCACUUUGCUGCUGUGAGGUUGGGGAAGUCUCAGUGCACCUCUGCAUACCUGGGUGUGCUCUGUGCUCUUCCAGUUGAUGGAAGUCAUGUGAUUAGAGAUUUCAAACACGGGUCAUUGGGGAGUCUUCUGUUUUGGGGCUGAAUGCUUUUGGUGUGAGGCUGGGGCAAAUAACCUUUUUUUCUGGCUAUCUGAUGUGGGUCUGGCUCCAUACCGGGAUCUGUCGGCCUCCGGCGUCUAAUACCGAGUGUGAACAGGUUUGGUGGCAUCAUUGCAGGAGGUUUGCAAGCUCCUUCCUCCCUCGGUCCAGACUGGUACCUCCCUUCCUGGCCUCGCCUGGGUCUGGGACAGUCCAGCUCACUGUGGCUGGUGCUCAUGGGCACAGCUGCCUUCUCCUCCCUUGCCCCUCCUACCCCAACACCAGGCUGCUCCGUGCCCGGUGCCUGCAUCCCUGGCCAGUGCGGAGGGUGGGAGGGUGCACAGUCUAACUAGCUAGCCACGUGCUCGCUGGGCCUCCACUCCUGCUUCCCGUAGGGAGAGCCCAGGGGUGGAGCUGUUGCUCUGGGAAAGCAGCUGCUUUCUUGUUCUGACUUUUCAGAAUGCUUAUGGGAAUGUUCUUAUACAACCCUCGCCCCCAAUUCACAGUCCAUCCCAGUGCCGACCAAGGCUGACUUCUCUGUCUUUACUUUUGGGAGAUCUGAAGUGCAAUUUGACGGUACAUACUCAGAAUUAUUUAGAGUAGAAGAAAGCCACAAGGCAGUCGGUUUGCCUGAGACUGUGAGUAGGAACCGAAUGGAGCUCUUUGUCAUUUACAGCGUGCUGGCCUGCAGCGCCAUGACUCUCAGCAACCCCUAAGGGUCCCCUCUCCGGGUCCUUCCUGUGCUCGCAGGGAGACCAGCCAGAACAUGUGAAGGGGUCAGAACCUUUUGCUUUUUUAGCCUAAUUUUACUUUGGGUGGUUCUCUGAGAUCAUAUAUCCCUCCUGAAGAAAAACAUUUAUCUUGUUUGAUCUAAGCCCCAUGCCCUGACUGGUGAAGAUGGCAGCUGAGAUGGGAGGAGUUGUGGUCAUGCUCAGGCAUCUGCCCAGGUGUUCCGGUGGGGCAGGGGCUGGGAUGGGAUGGCUGUCGGGGGCUGCUUCUCCAUAAAGCAGUUUUUGAACCUUUAUAAUUUCUUUUGGGAUGCAAAAUAUUUAAAUUAAAAAGUACCUCAUGUUCCCAUCCGGCUGGGCCUGGACUGCUGAGAGGGGUUGUGGCUGAGUCCCCUUCCCCACCUGGGACGUCACUUUGCCCCCCUCCCCUGAAGGUACUGCGCAUGGCCUGUGCCCUGCACGCAGUGGCAGGCCUGGGGCGCCUGCUCCGGGCCAGUCCUGGGCCCUGUGACUUGGUCCCUUUGUAGCCCGACCUCUAGUGGGUGCUUAGGGUCACUGCACAUGUGCAUGGUCCCCCCCCCCACCUCAUCUCACCACCACCCACCCCCAGCAAGGUGAAAAGAACAAAGAAAGGCCAUUUGGGUAAAGUUUUCAGACUUCUUCCAUUUUUACUUGAAAUCCACAAUGGAAGCCUGCCUUUCUGACUCCUUCCAGGGCAUGAAACCCUCUCUGGCAGUGCAGGGAGGGCUGACAGCUCUGCCGGCCCUGAGAUGAACAGGUGCUUCUCUGGGAGCUGAAUCAGAGGGAAGGAGGCAGUGGGCCACCCAGGACACAUGUGGGGAGCCUUGGAGGGAGGCCUGAGCAGACCCGAGGUCCACCCCAGAUGUAGCUGUCCUUGGCACUUCAGUGGGAAUAGCUGAGCUGUCUUUUUUUCCUUGGUUAGGUUUUUGAGAUACAAUUCUUGUAAAUUUUUAAUGUGAGCCUAUUUCUUUGAGUUGACCAACACACAGCUGUGAAUAAGCACCAUAAUCAAGAUACAGAAUGUUCCAUCCCCCUCAAAGCCCCUGGUGCUGCCCCUUCAUAGCCAGCCCCCACCUCCAAAACCACUGAUCUGUUCUCCAGUCCUAUAGCGCUGCCUUUUUCAGGUCAAAUAAAUGGAAUCACAUAGUAUGUAUAGGUUUUUUAGUUUGGCUUCCUUCCUUCAGCAGUUUCUCAGCCUUCUUUUCAUCAUCACCUUUUUAGACAGUUUCCCCUAAUAUUCCUUGUGAGACUUUAAUUCUGUCCUGUAUGCAUUUGUGUGGUUCUAUGUACGUGUGAGCCCAGGUGGACCGCCCCGUCGCCAUGGAGUGUCUCUCCUGUUCCCUGUGUUCCAGUUCUAUUGGAAGGCAAGCUCUCCCAGGGCGCCAUGGGUACGGGGGACACGGUGUGGAGGCCUCUUCUCGGGGACGCUUCAGUGAUCUCAGGGGAAGCACUACAGCAGGGUCCUUGGUACUGCAGGGGUGGGGGUGAGGCGAUGACAGAGGCAUUUGGAAACAAUAAACCCCCCUAGCCUGGCUGCCUGGCUCAGCUGGGCUUUGCCCUUUUAUAGUGCUCUGAUUUCCGUGUGGAGGACGGUGACAGUGGUUCCGUGUCUCCCAGCAGAUUGCAGGAGCUCACAGUGAAAAAGGGAAGGGAGGCCACGAUGAUGCUGUCACAGCCACUGAGGAGAGAAGUCUAGGUGUCACAGUCGGUGAGGGUGAUGAUGAAGCCUGUGAUUCCACGAGGAAAGGGUAAGGUUGGGGGCAGCAGAGUUGACAGAAUGCUGUCCACCCGUGGGGACCCAACACAUCACCCUGUGUGGGUGAGAAAGUGAGUCCUGUGUCCAGGGCUGUUAAAAUGGUGGCACCUGGUAUGAUCUUGACCUAAACUACUGUGCAGCUUGGGCCAGGAAAGGAUGACUGCUCAGCCUCAGAGGCCCAAAAAGUCCUCUGAUGGGGGACAUGAGAACUUAAAGAUGACAGUUUUUACUUAGAUUUUAUUUGAAAAUUAUGAUUUAAUGUAACCCACAGGAUUUAGAAUUGUUGAACUCCUGUUCUCUGCCUGUUCCAGGUCAGUUGGUAAGGUUAUCCUGAAAUAACAAGUCAACCUCAAAACAAAAGCACAACUUUUUGUUCUUUUCUGGGUUACUAGUAAUACAUGCUUCUACAGUAAUGUUCUCAGAGAUAUGGAUACGGACACGUGUCUUACACGUGGGGAGUGGCCAGCCUCCAGCUGCUGGCUGGGGCAGCGCUGUGUGGCCAGGGUGCCUGAGGACAGUGUCAUUCCUGCAGGACUCACCCCUACCCCUGCCCUUGGCUGUCUGCCCACCCACAUCCAUCACUAUGGUGGGCACCAAGCCCUUUGUCUCUGGGACCAGCUUUCUCAAGUCCAGAGUUGUCCCCACCUGCCCUCAUCCCCAACCUCCCCAAACACCCCAGAGGGUCAGCCAUAGCUGUCUGCUAUGGGGGCAAGUCCUCGUUUGGAGAAGAUGACAGGCUUUUCCUUUUCUUUUCUCUGAGAGGAGGUUCCCAUCUUUGGGAAAUCCAGAGUCUGAAACAAGGGGCUGGUGUUUUGGAAACCUCAGCUGGUAGUCUUGCCUGCAGCCCCUGGCAAGGCUGCUGUUGCCCUUUCUGCUCGCUUCCCUGCACCCACCCAGGGUUUUAGAAAAGCUUUUAUGAGCACCUGCUCAGCCUCAUCUUGCCACAGCCUGCCACCCUCACCACGUGCAGGAGUGACGACGAGAAUCCACCUCUGCCACCAGCUCUCCAAGGGCACAGCCAGUCGCAGCUCUGGGCCCUCUCCUAGGCUAGGGCAGCACAUGGAGGUAUGGCCCAUCACGGGUAGGGCUGCUUAAAAAGAUUUGAGCAAAUAUCGAUAUAUUAACUGAGAGUAUCAAAAUUAGCAUGAAAAUACUGAAAAGCUUGUUUCCAAGAAAUAAAAAUCUUCUAAGAACAGAGAGGCAGAAAGCACUAAAGUUUGGUUUACUAAAACGUGAAGACACACACCCUGUCUUCAUUUUGGUAACUGUCCAGAGUGCAUGUGUGAGGGCGGAGGAAGGGGAGGCUGAGGGGAGUAACACAGUCCAGAGGGUUCAAAACUGUAUCGACACCCUCUGGAUGCAGCUGUUUUGAAUUCCACGGACUUUUAACUUCCAGGCUGCUCGAGAAAUGCACAUUCUCUCGUCACAACGGGAGCCCAUCGGUAGGGCUGCCGGAUUCAACAAGUGACUUGCGGGGCGCUCAGUUCAAUCUGAACGUCAGAAACACAAUGACGUCCCAGGUACCGCGUGGGACACAGUCCUACCGAGAUGCUUGCGGUGCCCGGAUCGGCCCCGGGCCGGGGUGCGGGUCCCACCUCCUUCUCUCCUUCUAGGGCACAGACACCCCAGCUGGGGCGCCCUGCGGCCCGGCAGGCCCAUCCGUCGGAAGUGGUGAGUGGGCUUCCCCGGCUCGCGGGAGGGAGGUCUUCCGGGUCCAACGCCCACCUAUGACCGCCGGGACCGGACAACCGAAAGACAGUUGCGGACGCCAAGUCCGACCUCCCCUCUGGUCCAGAGCGCGGCCCGGCCCACUAACCCGCCGGCCCGAGCUCCGUGCAGCCAGCGCCCAAUCAUCCGCCAGCUUGGCGCACAUACCUAAAAGGCAGGGCCUGAUUGGCUGAUAGGGGGCCAAUUAUCUGGGCGGGGUGGGGCGCGCCGCGGGCUGUCGGCCGGAAGGGGCGGGCCUUAGGGAGGCGAGCGGGCGGAAGAAGAGGGACCUCAGAGGUCGAGGAAGGCCCCCGGGUCGAGAAGGGCGGUGUGAGGGGCCGGUCCGCAGGAGGAGUGACACGCGUGAGCCCGCCCUCACUUUCGUCAUGGCCGACGCCAUGAACAUCGUCACCUCCUUCACCACGACUUAGUAGAGCCCUUCCCAGAGCUCUCGGGUGUCCAUUCCGUCUGUCAGCACGCACUCACCCCGAGCGCGUCAUGACAGGAAAAGAAGCACAUUUCAAACCUUUGGGAAAGAAGUGUGCCUCACAGAUCAUUUGAUGUGCCCCGUCCCCAGCACUGUUCGCCAAGAGUUCAUCUGCUGUGAGUGCCAGGCCAAAUUUGGGGGCCACCUGCCAGUGCCCAGGGCUGAGGCGGUGCUGCCUUACUGGGUCCCUCUGUCCUUGAGACCCCGAAAGCAGAUCCAGAAGAUGGUCCGGUUUUAUGUCCCCCAAACCACCAGGGCAUGCCCCUGCCCAUGCCACCGCUUUGGGGGCCGCCUCCCGAUGCCUAGGGAUCAGGCCAUGAUGCCCUACUGGGUGCCCCAGGUCCUGCGGUCUCACAAGAAGGUGGUGAAAAGGCAGCAGAGUUUUAAAGGCAUCCCAGAAAACCCCCUGGAAGCGUGCUCCAGGUACUACUGCUGGCGGAUCUACGGCGAAGGGCGCCGUUUCCUCAAGUGGCAGAAGCUCCAGGCCCUUCACCAGGCUGAGCCGGUGGUCUUGGGGCAGCCAGCUGGGCCCCCGGCCUCCCUCCUGCCCCUCAGCCUCAGCCUCCUGACCCUCCUCCAGGCCCUCCUGAGGGUCAUGGUGGCCAUCCGGUGA